AUGUUUCCCACGUCUAUCCUCGCGGCUGUAGCCCUCUUUAUCUUGUAUUGCAUUGCCCAAAAGCGUCGACGAGGAAGACUUCCUCCAGGACCUCCGCGUAUCCCUAUAUUGGGGAACCUCCACCAGGCUCCCAAAGACGCCCCUUGGCGAACCUUCGACCAAUGGAUUCAGAAAUACGGACCACUCGUCAGCGCUGACUUUGGUGGUACAACCGUGAUUCUGGUUGGAGAUUUUGCUACUGCUCGAGACUUGCUGGGCAAGCGCGCCAACAUCUACAGCAGUCGCCCGCGCAUGGUCAUGGCCGGGGAGCUGACUUGCAAAGGACAGCAUAUCAUGCUGCGUCCGUUCGACGAGACAUUCCUCCUGCAUCAACGACUCGAAGCCAGUGUCUUGAGCCCACGUGCCUCGGCUUGUUACACACCUGUUCAGGAUAUGGAGAGCAAGGUGCUACUGAAGAAUCUUCUUAGUACUAAUGAAUUUCCAAAACAAUAUGAACGUUUUGCAGCUAGCAUUGUAUACGUCCUCGUCUACGGCUUUCGGAUCGAGACAGGCGACGAAUGGCAGUUGCUGACGGCGCACGAGGUGUUGAAGAACUUUACAUAUGCUGGUCAAGUUGGUGCUUGGAUUGUCGACGCACUUCCAGUCCUGAACUACCUGCCUGGGUUCCUUGCUACGUGGAAGAAGCAGGCGGAACAAUGGUACCAAAUCGAAGCUAACCUUCACAUGGUAAACAUGAAGGAGGCUCUAGAACGCAGCAGUUGGAAUUGGAGCAAGGACUUCAAGAACGCCAAACAAGCCGAAGGAUUGACGGACGUCGAUAUUUCGUGGGAUCUAGGUAUCCUCUGCGACGCAGGAGUUGAGACGACAAACGUAACCUUGCAGAUCUUCACGUUAGCUUGCCUCGCGUAUCCCGAGUUCAUUCCAAAAGCCCAACAAGAAUUGGAUAGUAUCGUGGGAUAUAAUAGGCUGCCAACUUUUGAAGACUUGGAGCACUUGCCGUAUAUCCAAGCUGUAGUAGAAGAAAAUUUCCGAUGGCGACAUAUCGCUCCUGCCGGGAUUCCGCAUGCAACAACCCGAGAAGAUUAUUACAAGGGGUAUUGGAUCCCUAAAGGGAGCACAAUCAUGCCUGUCUUCUACUCCAUGUGCAAAGAUGAGAAGCUCUUUGAUUCUCCAUUCGAGUUUCGCCCUGAGCGGUGGACAGACAAGACCCAGUUGAGCAACUUUGGAUAUGGGAGGAGAGUGUGCCCAGGGAGAUUUAUUGCGAGAAAUUCUGUCAGUAUAGCGAUUGCACGGCUGCUAUGGGCAUUCAACAUUCGACAGGCUAAAAAGGGAGGUGAAAAAGUGGUCGUUCACGAGGACAUAUUCACGACGGGAUUCGUGUCAGCGCCAAAACCGGUCGAAGUGGUGUUCGAGCCUAGAAGCGAGCAGCACAAGAAUGUAAUUGAAAAGGAGUUCGGAUCAGUGGAUAAGAAUGUCGCGAAUAUGCUUGAUGAUAUCCGUAAGAGGCAGAUUGCUGUUGGGUUACAUCCUCGAGCGUAA
Lindgomyces ingoldianus is the source of this 1539-nucleotide messenger RNA. Its product is annotated as cytochrome P450. The transcript has a single exon. Gene Ontology annotation, molecular function: oxidoreductase activity, acting on paired donors, with incorporation or reduction of molecular oxygen; monooxygenase activity; iron ion binding. Lineage: Eukaryota; Fungi; Ascomycota; Dothideomycetes; Pleosporales; Lindgomycetaceae. Bases 1 to 1539 code for a protein of 512 amino acids. The record is from RefSeq and is a predicted model, not a curated record.